Messenger RNA from Melitaea cinxia (Glanville fritillary), 4551 nucleotides. RefSeq names its product SH3 and multiple ankyrin repeat domains protein 3 (gene Prosap). The transcript is spliced from 23 exons. The record is from RefSeq and is a predicted model, not a curated record. Gene Ontology annotation, molecular function: synaptic receptor adaptor activity; ionotropic glutamate receptor binding. Gene Ontology annotation, cellular component: postsynaptic membrane; dendritic spine; postsynaptic density. NCBI's taxonomy places the organism in Eukaryota, Metazoa, Arthropoda, Insecta, Lepidoptera, Nymphalidae. The coding region runs from base 54 to 3653 and encodes 1199 amino acids.
UUAAAAUAUAUAGAAUAUAACCUUUUAUCUUUCGUCUCCAGAUGGCUUGAGUAAUGGAGGGCGAUUGUGCGGAGGAGGGCUGGCUGCUGGUCCGCGUCCACGUGCCCGAGCUGAACGUGCAAAAAAGCCUGCAGUUCUCUCGCGACCAGCUCGUGUGGGACGUCAAGCAGCAGUGCCUUGCCGCCUUGCCUAAGGUGGCCACUUGGUAUCGGGAAUUGAAAGAGAGCUUCAACUAUGGUUUGUUCUGCCCACCGGUCAACGGCAAAGCCGGCAAGUUUCUGGACGAGGAACGUCGUCUUGGUGACUACCCUUUCAACGGACCUGUCGGAUAUCUGGAGUUGAAAUACAAAAGGCGGGUAUACAAAAUGCUAAAAUUAGACGAGAAGACGUUGAAGGCUUUGCACUCGCGAGCCAAUCUUCGUCGCUUUCUGGAACACGUCACUCAUGGACAGAUCGACAAAAUCACGAAGUCAUGUGCCAAAGGACUCGACCCUAACUUCCAUUGUCAAGAUACUGGCGAAACUCCACUCACGAUUGCGGCAGGCCUAAAAUCACCUGGUAAAGUAUUAAUUGCUCUCGUUAACGGUGGAGCACUCCUCGAUUAUAGGACUAAAGAUGGAAGUACAGCGAUGCACCGAGCUGUUGAAAAGAAUUCCUUAGAAGCCGUUAAGACGUUGCUAGAACUUGGCGCGUCACCGAAUUACAAAGAUGGCAAAGGAUUAACGCCCUUAUAUCUCUCUGUUACGAAUAAAACAGAUCCCUUAUUGUGUGAAACCUUAUUACACGACCAUGCAACGAUUGGAGCUACUGAUUUACAGGGAUGGCAGGAAGUACACCAGGCGUGUCGGAACGGCCUAGUCCAACAUUUGGACCAUUUAUUGUUCUACGGGGCUGACAUGAAUGGACGCAAUGCAUCUGGAAACACACCUUUGCACGUUUGCGCGGUCAACGCGCAAGACUCAUGCGCGAGACAGCUACUUUUCAGGGGCUGUGACAAGGAAUCGCUGAAUUACGCUAAUCAGACGCCUUACCAGGUUGCAGUUAUAGCUGGAAAUUUAGAAUUGGCAGAGGUGAUAAAGAAUUACAAAUCGGAAGAAGUUGUGCCGUUCCGCGGCCCGCCGCGCUACAACCCGAAGAGGCGGUCGGGCGCGUGGGGCGGCUGGUGGGGCGCGGGAGACCGGUCCUCACUGGCGUCCUCUACACGCAUCCCUGCCGAACUGGACGCGUUGCUACGCCGGCCUUCGUCCUCGCCUUACUGCCUCGACCGCCCCUUCUCAUCCGCCUCGUCCAGCCUCAGCGACGCCAGUCACAGCCAUGAAGACGACGCCAGCAUCCUCACAGGUGAAGUGUCGAGUGUCGCAGAUAAGAGCGCGGGUGACACGAGCGACAUCAUAUCGGACUCGAGCGGCGUGGGCACGAGCACGUCGGACACUACGGUGUCGCUGCAGCCGCCGACGACUGUCGUAUGCCUGCAGUCCUGCGAGCCUGCCGCGCCUGGACAUCUGCGACUCAACCAGGGGGAUAUUAUUGAAGUGACGGGAGCGACGGAUGAUGGUUUACUGGAGGGCACGGUGCGAGGCUCGGCCGCGAGCGGGCUGUUCCCCGCGCACUGCGUUCAGGAGGUGCGGCUGCGGCAGAACGCGCAUCUACACCAGGUUCUGUCGUCUGGACCGAUUCAUCACUCGAGGGUGACGGGCCGAAGAGAAAUGGCACUUAGCAAAACUUAUAGUGCUACGGCGCCACGGAUAAAGAAAACCUAUGGCAACAUGGAAACACGCACAGUGGUGCUCCACCGAGCUCGAAGGGGCUUCGGCUUCGUGCUCCGAGGCGCGAAAGCCUCGUCACCACUCAUGGAGUUACGACCUUCCGAACGUUGCCCCGCGCUGCAGUACCUGGACGACGUGGACGCGGGGGGAGUGGCGGACCGCGCUGGGCUGCGGAAGGGAGACUUCCUUAUAGCGAUCAACGGCGAGGACGUGUCCGCGGCAUCCCACGAACACGUUGUGGAACUCAUCCGCGGUUCCGGAGCACUCGUCUCUAUGACUGUCGUAUCACUAGCGCACGCGGUCAACAAUGAAAACAAUACGUGUACAGUGCCCACGAGUAAGUCACAAAAUCAACUGUCAAGUUCUGGAAGACCAUAUGCCGCCACCCUACCUAGAAAAGCGGCGGGUGGCCGCAGCCCCGCGCCCGCGCCCCCCCGCCGCGACCCGCGCACCACGCUCAGUGUGGGCCGAGCGAGAGCCAAGUCUAUGGUUGCUGGACUUGAAAAUGGUGGUGAAAAAGAAGAAAGCUGUGAACCUUUAAGUGUCGCCGGCAAAUCUUCCUCUGCGGAGUCGGUACAGUUGCACGGCGGGAGCAACACGGGCACGCCGUCGGGCACGCCGCCGGCGCCGCGCACGGCGUCCAUCCGCGCGCGGCCCGCGUCCGGCCGCAUCACCGCCGCCGAGCUGGAGGAGCUGUUCCAGCGGCAGGCCGGCGCCGACAACGCCAACAACAACAGCGCCAUGAUGACCCGCUCGGCGUUCCAGGGCAGCGCGGGCUCGCCGCCCGCCUCGCCGCGACAGCGCGUCUACGCCUCCGUCGCGGACAUGAAGCGGGGCAAGGGGAAGGUGUGGAGCAAGUCGGGGUCGCUGCGGCGCGAGUUCCACUCCACGCCGGACCUGGCGGCCGAGCUGGCGGCGCACCCGCCGCGCACGCGCUCCAGCGAGGACGUGCACGGCCGGGCGCCGGGCGCGCGCGGCCCGCCGCCGGCCAGUGCGCCGCCGCCGCCGCCGGGCGCGCCCGCGUCGUCCUUCCGCCCCGCCGCGCCCGCCAAGCUGUACGCCUCGCCGCGCGCGCUCGCCGCCGUCGCCUACCGCGCCGCGCCCGACCAAGCCGUGCGCGCGCCGCGGCAGUGGGCGGGGCGCGCGCGCGCCGCGUCCGCGGACGACGCCGCGCACCAGUACGCGCAGCCCAUCAACCUGCACAAGCCCUUCACCCGACAGGUAGUUCUAAUCAUCGCACAGAGUUCAACACCCGCACCUCCUAUACCGGAGCCAGACUACAGCAUGUCAGAGUCCGACGACGACGCCCCCAAACGCGCUGGAGACCCGCCCGGCGAGACCAGUGGCAACAGCAACACCAGCGGCAGCAGCUCGGGCUCGGGUUCGAUGCAGCACUCGUUCUCCGUGGACGAGAUCCAGAAGAUCCGGACGCGGCUGAAAUCGUCGCGCUCGUGCGGCGACGAACUGGCGGAGCGGGACGACGGCGACAACUCGUCCUCCGGCGUGUCCUCCGACCAGGAGGCGACCGCGAAGCCCCGCCGCGACAGGGUCUCGUUCUGCAGCUCCGUGACGGUGAAGUCGUCCAACGACGUCAUCAGCACCGAGCCCGUGCACAGCUCCAGCGAGAGCCUGGCGCCGCUGGCGCGCCACAACUCGCUGACGCGGCGGCGCGCGGCGGCGCUGGCGCGCGGGCGCGGGCGCUCGGCGGCCGAGCGGCUGGGCGUGGACCCCGCGCGCGCGCCCCGCGCCGCCGUGUCGCUGGCGCAGCUGCCGCCGCCGCCCGAGGAGCCGGCCGGCGAGCCGCGCGCCGCGCCGCCCGUGCUGGCGCCGCCGCCGCAGUUCAGCGACCGCGUGCGCGUCGUCGCCGCGCUGCCCAAGCUGCACUAGCCCCACACCAAAGAUUAUGUCUACGAUCUCCUUCGCGUCUUCUCCGUUCUACGUGACGUCGCCCGUUCGUCUAAUCGGUGCUCCUUAACCGGCGCGCCGCGGCCCCGGUGGGUCUCGGAAGCGCCCGAAGUGCUCCGCGAAAGCGGAGCGAGUGAGUCUCGCUAAGUCAUAACUGAGUACUGCGACUACUACUGAUUGAGAAUAACUAAGUACUCCAUAUUUAUUCCCAAAACCGUAGUUCGUGGCAAAACAUACAUUUUGACAAAUGGUCCCUUGUCAUUCAGAGGAUAAGAAUCACUGAUCUAAAUGAACGAAUGAAUAUUAUCGUCGGCGCGUCACCGCCGUCAGUAGUCUUGAGUCUUCGCUGUCUUAGCUCGUAUUUAAAUCCCCCCCGACGCGCCCCCGCCGCGACCGAGUGCCAUCGUGUCUAUGAUUUUGUAAUAUUUAUAUAUAAAUUUGUAAAUACGUCACGGAAACCCCUUCGAGCGUCGAGAGGGCGGCCGGGGAGUUUGUAUAUACGAAGAUAUAUCCGGCCAACGAAAACGAUAUAUGAGAAUAUUAUAUGAGCGCAAUAUUUAUAGGUGAUGUUUAUUAUUAUUAAAUUUUAUUCUUGUUUCAAAAGAAAAUUCAUUUAUUUCAUUCGUCCAUGAAAAUGUAUCGCGCGGCCCGCUCUCUCGACGGAAGGUCUUGUCGGUUCGACUUGAACGUGUUCUCGCCGAGACUAAUUCUCGUCGAUAAUUAUUGAUUUUAGUGCGUCAUCCGUUCCAUUAUAAUAUAAAUUUUUAUAUUAGGUUUCUCGAUGUACCACGGUUUCAUUUAAAAACAGUUCUUACCUUACUCCUUUAGCUAAUAAAAUAUCCCAUACAUCACAAAUAGAAUAUUAUCAAAAAAUUAUGCA